This is a messenger RNA of Leptonychotes weddellii (Weddell seal), 2644 nucleotides long. The record is from RefSeq and is a predicted model, not a curated record. Lineage: Eukaryota; Metazoa; Chordata; Mammalia; Carnivora; Phocidae.
UUGGGGGCCCUGCUCCCUGCGCCCGGGGAAGGUGGUGGCGGCGGGGCGGGCGGCUUUGUGGCGCGUGCGGGUUCCACCGCAGGCGGCGCGGAGGCGGGGCCGGGCAGAGGCGUCCGCCACCCCGCUCCCGGCACUCGCUCCGGGCGCGGACGCCGCGCAUGGCAGGCCCCGCAAGGUCUGGCUUCCCUGCGCACACGAAUAGCCGUCUGGACGCGUUCCUGCGGAGGCAGCUGCCGCCCGAGGUCUACGACGCCGUCCGCGCCUACGAGCCGUGCAUCGUGGUGUCCGACUCGGAGAAGCACACCUUCAAGUACGUGGUGCUCAGCGAUCGGCUCAUCUACCUGACCGAGAACCCGCCCAAGUCCAUACGGCGAGCCGUGGCGCUGCGGGACGUCGUGGCCAUUGACCUGAUUGAUGAUUACCCACAGUUUUUGAGUCCACCAGAGAGAGAAACCAACCAACAUAUUCGUAUCACCCAUUCUUCAACUGUUUUGAAAAAAGAGUGUGAACAAUCGAAAGGUGUCAAAUUCUCAUUUCCAUUUCAUCAUGCCACUUCUGACAACAAAAAAGCCAAAAAAGAGAUUAAUGGCUCUGUGUUUUGGAGAGGCAAAGAGCCCAGAAAUUUGAAUGAAUCCUCUCUCAGGUACCGCCAAGAGAGCAGCACACCAUCCAAGGACUCAAGCUUCUGUCCUCCUUCAGACCUCAGGAAGCUGUCUCUUCAUGGCCAAAGUGCCUUUCGACCCUUACCGACCCCCUCCAGGAGGAGACGUCAGACCACGUCAGCCACUGCAAAGGUUGUCAGUGUGCCAUCUUGCACAACCAACACAAAAGAACCCAAGGGACUUCCAGAUCACAAAGGUUCUCUAAGUGAAAUCCCUUUCAAGUGCAAUGGGAACGGAAAUGAGUUUUACUUAGGAAAUUCCUCCCUGGCCUCCCCUUUACAGAACAACCCAAACCUAGAGAAAAAGGCAUCGGAACUUCAUUUGUACAUUAUUUCCACAACGUCAUCAAUAUUUCUGCACUUAAAAAGUUCAUGGAACAAUUAUAUUAUAAAAGCUACUCUUUUACAAGAUCCCCUAUAUGUUAGUGAGCUCAGUCCUGCUAUUGGAAGUCAAAAGCCAUAUAGAUCUGAGGAGAAAAUUAAGCACUUCAGUCAACUUAAAUCUGAACUUUUUCUUAAAGACAAUACUUUGAGGAAGAUAUUUUGCUUAAUUACGGAACUUAAAGUAGCAACCCAGAAAAACUUCAUUCUGAAACGGCUUUUCUGGAAAACCAGUGACCUUUUUUAUUUCCUGGUGAACAAACUUCAUGAGUACUUGCCAGAGUCUAGGGAUAAGAGCAUACUUCAAAAUAAAAGCCAAAGGGCUGAUGAGUUGGUAGCAUGCAUUGAAAUUAUACAGACUCUGGGACUGAUGUUCAGAGAAACAGAAACUGAGUCAUCGCGCCUGAACACAUUGGCAGCUAAGAAGGGAACAUUAUUUAAUCUUUUGGUAAUUUUAAUUAGUGAACCUCAGAUUCCAAAAUCUUGUCCUGUGUUUGAUAUCCAGUUGGUGGCUGACUCAACUUUAGUUGAGAUGUCUUUCGAUGCUGAGUUACAGAAGCUUAUUGUGGAAUAUACAGAUACAGCUACGGCACUUUUAUACGAGAUACUUCUUGUCUUUCAGCAGGGAAAUCUUGGAUUGGGAUCAACAAAGUUUGCUAUUAGCUGGAUGAUGUCCUUCCUACAAAGUCGUCCUCCCAUAAUCACUUUCGUGGCCCGUAUUGUGAAACAAAUGGUAAAGGGGCUUUCAGCUUCAUUUCAGUUGCUAAGUCCCAGCCAAGCAGUUCUGUUGUAUCAGCAAUUUUACAUCCUCAAGAGCUGCCUGCGGUACAGCAAGACUUUAGCUGAGUAUAUUAGGAACGACUACAGAGAAGAAUUCAGGUACUUUAUUCACAUGCCAGCCUUGGAAAAAAGGCUUCCAUUGCGGUACCCUCUUACCCAACCUACCAUUCAACUUUUUCAUGAAGUUCUCAAGUUAGUUGAACAGAAACAAUGUGUGAAAUAUUAACAAGAGUCUAAAAUGUUAACCAGGAGUCAACCUAAUAUUUAUGAGAAAACUUGUUUGAUUUGCUUAAUAUCUGGCUAUCCCUGUGUCUCAUAAACAGAUUUUAUUUGAAUGUUCCAACAAUACCUGUAAGAGAGGUCCUUAGAGUUUUUUAUCUGCCACAAAAAAGAAACGGUUUAAAUACACUGACAUAUGUAAAGUGGUGCUAAAAACAAGCGUUUCUCUAAAAAAGUUUCUAAAAAUAAAAAAACUACAAAGGUUACAGAAGCCCAUGGAGAGCAAAUGUAGAAAGUGCAACCUGAUGAGUUUUGUUAGUGUAAUGAUGGUGAGUGGUAUGAAGCCACUGAAAUGUCCAAAGAUAAACUGUGGUUUACAAAGUGAUCAUUAGAGAAAUGCCGAGUAGUAGGUAGACACCCUCCUUCUCCACCUGUAAAAAUUCUAGUGAAAUAAGUAUUCACGACAGAAUGAACAGAAGAACACAGGCAUAGCUAUAAGGAAGGUCAGGUCCUCACUUAUUGUGGGGAAGGAAGCUUGGACUUUCUUCAACACAAUUAAAUGCAUUCUGGUGCUCAGUUUCAGGCACCUGUGGGCUAGUAUAA